Molecule: messenger RNA, 1979 nt
Organism: Dendroctonus ponderosae (mountain pine beetle)
Lineage: Eukaryota; Metazoa; Arthropoda; Insecta; Coleoptera; Curculionidae
Product: sphingomyelin phosphodiesterase
Exons: 10
Coding region: 69-1883 (604 amino acids)
Biological process (GO): ceramide biosynthetic process; sphingomyelin catabolic process
Cellular component (GO): lysosome
Molecular function (GO): acid sphingomyelin phosphodiesterase activity
Source: RefSeq, a predicted model, not a curated record
AAGGCCACCAACUGCUAAACACCAGAUAGAUAAUCACCCAGUCGAUUGGUUUGAUCGAAGCAGUUCAAAUGGAAAAUUAUUGGCUUCUGUUGCCGCUUUUCGCAGCCAUUUGCGCUCAGAAUGGUGCAAGUCAAGAUCAGCUUUAUCCAGAAGAAGAUGGGCCACAGUCACUUGAUGAGCAGCUGAAGACGCUGGAAAAGCAAUUUGCGAAUCACUUAGGAAUCGAUCGCUACACCCCGAUGGGGGUUUUACAGUUCAAAAAUCUGCUAAGCACUGCGGGGAUUUUGGAAGACCUAAACACUCGGGCCCUUGAAGUUCCCGAUCGAAUCAUAUGCGGCGCUUGCCAGGCUCUAAUCCGGAAUCUCCAGACGCAUUCCAUUUCGGUGGAAGUGGUUGGAACGGCCAUCUGCAACCUGUAUAUUUCGCUCAACACUUGGACGGUUAGCGACUUUUGCGAGCGAGUAGUCAAAGUGAAUAAGCCCAUUUUGGAGUAUGUGGUGAAGAACAGUCGAAUUCUCACUCCUGAAUACGCCUGUUCAGUUCUGCUGCAGAAGGAGGUUUGCUAUCACAGCCAUCCGGCGCUUAGUUGGCGAAUUGAGGUGCCUGAAGGCGGCCCUAGUGAACUUCCCAACACCUCCAGCCCUGAGAGGCAAAGUCCUCUGAAGAUUCUCCAUUUAUCGGACUUCCACAUUUCGCACGACUAUGAGGUGAAUGGGGUCUCAAACUGCGGCUAUCCAGUCUGUUGUAAGGCUAACUUGGGAAACCCGACUCGGGGCCGAGACGCCGGAUCAUGGGGCGACUAUAACUGCGACACUCCUCCUUGGCUCUUUGAAAACACUCUUAAUUUCAUCAAAAAUACCCACAAGGACAUUGAUCUGAUUUACUUUACGGGCGAUAUCAUCGACCACUCGAUCUGGAAGGCCUCAAUUGAGGACAAUUCGCAGGAAAUCGCCUAUACUUUUGAUGCCUUAGCCGAGGCAUUUCCGAAUGUUGUGGUUCUGCCCGCGAUUGGAAACCAUGAAGCGGCUCCUUUAAAUGCGUUUGCCCCUCCGCAAAUAGAGAAUGAAACUCUUUCUCAACGCUGGCUCUAUGACUUGAAUGCGAACCUUUGGGCCAAAUGGCUGCCGGAAGAGGCGCAAGAAACGGUGAGAAGACAAGGAUAUUUUUCGGUGCUCAUUAACCAUAAGCUCAGAGCUAUUGUGCUUAAUAACAACAUCUGCUACAUCUACAAUUGGUGGCUUCUGUAUGAGACGAACUUCCUUCGGGAGCAAAUAGAGUUUCUAAAAACUCAGCUAAUUGAAGCCGAAAGCCGCGGGCAAUUCGUACACAUUAUUUCGCAUGUUUUCCCGGGGGAAAAGGAGUGCGUUGAGCCUUGGGAAGCCAACUACAACGCCCUGAUUACCAGAUUUUCCCAUCUGAUCAAGGGCCAGUUUUUCGGGCACACUCACACCGACGGCCUAAAGGUUUUCUACAGCAAAACAGAUGGGCGGCCCAACAAUAUGGGGUACAAUGGAGCUAGCCUGACGCCCUACCAGAAGUACAACCCCAAUUACAAAAUAAUUAGCGUGGAUCCUGACAGUUUUGAUCUUUUGGAUAUUGAAACUUUCUACUUUAAUCUAACUGAAGCCAACCGAUAUUCCCAUAGGACCCCGGCCUGGAGGCGACUUUACUCCUUAAAGGAGGCCUAUGGGCUUAGUGAUCUUUCUGCGGAGAGUUUUGACUCUUUGGCUCAACGAAUGCGCUCCGACCACAAUUUGCUUGAUCAGUAUUGGAGGUUUUUUGUCCGGGAAGGGGACGCCUCACUUAAAGAGGGCUGCAACGCGCGUUGCCGCGAAGACCUUCUGACCAGUAUUACCAGAACUUUGUCCCUAUCUUUUGACUGAGGUUGCAGAGUUUUCCACGAAAUUCGUGCUAAAGGAGAUGUGAGAAGGAGGAAGCUUUGGAGUGAAGGUUAAUUAAAAACGCCAAUUGAUAAAAAA